Umbelopsis ramanniana AG is the source of this 1898-nucleotide messenger RNA. RefSeq lists its product as uncharacterized. Bases 80 to 1783 code for a protein of 567 amino acids. Gene Ontology annotation, biological process: intracellular protein transport; vesicle-mediated transport. Gene Ontology annotation, cellular component: Golgi membrane. Lineage: Eukaryota; Fungi; Mucoromycota; Umbelopsidomycetes; Umbelopsidales; Umbelopsidaceae. The transcript has 9 exons. The record is from RefSeq and is a predicted model, not a curated record.
CCCGAAAGCAACCAGUAACCCCAAGGACCUUUCCACUUGGCGUUUUGGUAGUCAACGAGUCCACCCAUAGUACGCAUAUAUGGAUGUCAUAAAAGCAGUACAGAAUUAUGUCAACAAGAUGAUUGACGAGGUGGCAGGCAUGAAAGUUCUUCUGCUGGACACGGAGACGACUCCUAUAGUAUCGCUUGUGGCAACACAAUCCAAUCUACUUACCAAAGAAUGUUAUCUUAUCGACCGUAUUGACAACAGAGACAGAGACACUAUGCGUCACUUGAAAUGCCUAUGCUUCCUGCGUCCAACAUCCGAAAGUUUGCAAUGGCUGAUAGCCGAGCUCAGAGAUCCAUGCUACGGCGACUAUUAUAUUUAUUUCAGCAACACGAUUAGGAAGUCCGAUGUGGAGCGGUUAGCGGAAGUGGAUGAACAUGAAGUCGUCAGAGAGAUACAGGAAUACUAUGGGGACUAUCUUGCCAUCAACUCUGAUCUAUUUUCACUUGGAAUGGAUCUUCCAGACUAUAGGCUGUUUGGCAAUGGCAUUAAAGACUGGGAUGGCUAUACAUUUGAUCGAUCUGUACAAGGCAUUAUAGCAGCGCUAUUGAGUCUAAAGAAGAAGCCUAUCAUAAGAUAUGAAAGUGUCAGUUCAAUGGGUAAAAGGCUUGCACAAGAGAUCCAGUAUCAGAUACAGCAAGAAGGACAACUGUUUGACUUCCGCAAAACCGACACUCCUCCAGUAUUGUUGAUUUUGGAUCGAAGAAAUGACCCCGUAACACCACUCUUAUCACAGUGGACGUAUCAAGCUAUGGUCCAUGGCAUGAUUGGGAUUCAGAAUGGCAGAGUUGACCUUUCCAAUGUGCCUGAUAUAAAGAAGGAGUUGAAGGAAAUUGUACUUUCACCAGACCAGGACCCAUUCUUCAAAAAAUCCAUGUACCUCAACCUAGGCGAUCUAGGCGCAAAUAUCAAGUCAUACGUAGACGAAUAUCAAGUGAAGACUAAAUCCAAUAUGAAUAUAGAAUCUAUUGCGGAUAUGAAGCGAUUUGUAGAAGAGUAUCCAGAAUUCCGAAAGCUAUCUGGCAAUGUAUCCAAGCAUGUAGCUUUAGUCAGCGAACUGAGUCGUCGAGUUGCCCAAGAAAAGCUUUUAGAAGUCAGUGAACUUGAACAAGGUCUUGCUUGCAAUGAGAACCACAACAAUGACUUGAAGAAUAUCCAAACGCUGAUUGCAGAUGAUAAUGUGACGGAAGAAGCAAAGGUUGUCUUGGUACUGUUGUAUGCACUGCGCUAUGAGAAAGCACCCAACAACAGCAUCAAAACAUUGGUAGAUUUGUUGGAUCGAUAUGGUGUCAGUGAACACGCGAGCUCGCUUGUUCCGGCCAUUCUUUUGUACGCUGGACAUGGUAAUCGUCAGGGUGACCUUUUCUCGAACCAAAGUUUCUUAUCUCGCGGCCGCAGCGCAUUCAAGGGCUUGAAAGGUGUCGAGAAUGUGUAUACACAGCAUACACCUCAUAUGGGAGAAACAAUUGAUCUGAUGUUGAAAGGCAGACUCAAAGAUACCACUCACCCAUAUGUAGAUGGAACAACCAUACCACCAACAGGUACUAGUCGUGAUCGGCCACAAGAUAUCAUCAUCUUCUUUAUUGGCGGUGCAACCUAUGAAGAAGCGAGGUAUGUGGCACAACUCAAUGCGUCGACCCCUGGCGUUCGAAUUGUUUUAGGAGGCACCACCGUUCAUAAUACCCACAGCUUCCUCGGACUUGUUAAUGAAGUUGGACAGAGGUUCCUCCGGUCAUAAUCCCAACCGCCGCAGUAAAACUAUCGCUAUAAGCGCGUCACAUAAUAACUCCGCCUGCUACAUAAAAAAAAAAAAAUGUUCCAAAUAAAAAGAAAAAAUCAAAGCAACUCGCUGA